Molecule: messenger RNA, 1637 nt
Organism: Cololabis saira (Pacific saury)
Lineage: Eukaryota; Metazoa; Chordata; Actinopteri; Beloniformes; Belonidae
Gene: chmp7
Product: charged multivesicular body protein 7
Exons: 10
Coding region: 152-1489 (445 amino acids)
Biological process (GO): late endosome to vacuole transport via multivesicular body sorting pathway; vesicle budding from membrane
Cellular component (GO): cytoplasmic side of plasma membrane; multivesicular body; ESCRT III complex
Source: RefSeq, a predicted model, not a curated record
UUGUUGACAUGUCGUUAGCUCGGGACGUUUAUGAAACCAUGCAGCAGUGAUGGCGGCUCCGCCGAGCUGACGUUGCCAUAGCACCAAAACAAGCUCUUCAUCUCCCUCUUCCACUCAGUAACACACGGGUUUAACCCUGGUCGGGGUCGGGAUGUCUCGGGGUUCGGACAUGGACCUCCCGCCCGACUGGGAGGACGACGAGCGCAUGAACUUUCUGUUCUCAGACUUCAGGGAGAACCGGGACGUGGACUCCACGGACUGGGACAGUAAGAUGGGGUUCUGGACGGGCCUGGUGGUCCGGAGCUGCAGGACCAGGGGGACGGUGAGACUGGACCUGCAGGAGCUGAACCAGACCUUCAGGAGGAAGGACCGGUCCCCGCUGGGGCUGCAGACCGUCCUGACGGACAUGGCCAGGUGUGGACGGAUCCAGAGGGAGUCCGACUUCGCCGCCAGCGUGGACUGUGGCUGGGUGUCCUGGAGCGUGGGCCUGCUGCUGGUCAAGCCGCUCAAGUGGACCUUCUCCACGCUGCUGGGGAGCAGCCGGGUGCCGCUGCACGAGUCCUUCGUGGUCAUUGAACUGGUGAAGGAGAAAGCAGCAGAGUUACUCAGGGUCUACCAGAGCAGUGAACUUUCCAAUUGCUCCAUCGUGUCAUUUCAAGAGCUCAGCGGCCUCUGCUCUGACAUCUGUGCUGACGAGAGCACCCUGUGCAUGGCUCUGCUGCAGCUGCAGAAGGACAAACAAGUCAUCGUGGCCAUGCAUGAGGGAGAGAAGAUUGUUAAAUUUUGUCAGCCUGGACAGAAGUGCGUGUCCCCCCCCGGUGAUGUGGACAUCGGCAUCUACCAGCUGCAGCGCAGUGAGAAACUGCUGGGAGAGAGGGUGAAGAAGCUGGGCCUGGAGGCGGACAGGUGCAAAGAGGAAGCAAGAAGUCUGUUGAAGGACGGGAAGAAGUCACAUGCACUCAGGUGUUUGAGAAGCCGCAAGAGGGUGGAAAAGAGAGCAGACGGCCUGUUCGCCAACCUGGAGACAAUCAGGGGGAUCCUGGACAGAAUAGCCCAGUCCCAGACUGAUAAGAUGGUCAUGCAGGCCUAUCAGGCGGGGGUGGCGGCGCUGAGGCUGUCUCUUAAAGACGUGACUGUGGAGCAUGCGGAGAGUCUUGUGGAUCAAAUACAAGAGUUGUGUGACACACAAGACGACGUGAACCAAACUAUUUCCGGUGCUGUGCCGACUGGAGACGAAGACAUGGAUGAGUUGGAGGACGAGCUGAAGUCUUUGCUGGAUGAGUCGAGGCCAGACUACUCGUCGCGUUUACCUGCAGUCCCAACCAACAGCCUGGACGCGUUCCUCAGUUCCCUGCCUGCGGUUCCCCAGAGCCGCCUGGACCCCACCACGCAGCAGCUGGAAGCAGAGCUGAGUCAGUUAACUCUGUCAGACGCAGACUCUCGUCGGGAGAAAACGUCGCCAGUCAAGAUGUUCAAGCUGACACAGUAACGGCACAAACAACACAGUUCCUGUCUGAAGAUCUUCAGCAGCGUAUCAAGACAAACUCUAUGGUGAUAAAUAUACGGGAAUACAUGUUUAUAGAUUAAAAAAGAAGCAAUAAACUGCUAAAUAAUUGGAUGACUGAAAAAAGAAAAAG